AGGGGGGGCUCCUGGAUAUAUGGUUUUGUGAUGAAGCCGCCGGCUACAAAGACUGGAUCCUGUUUCUGCGAACAGACAGAAGAGCGCCGAGACUGAGGAGGACAAGUAGCUGAAGUAGCGCGCCAGGAGAAGAAAAUUCGCCGUUGAGCUGUGGUCACUGUACGCGUAAAGAUCGGAAUAAAAUUACAGUGAACGGAGUUAAGCUACAACAGUAUUUCGUUGGAUCGUAGUUGCCAGUAUCGUUUGAAUGAAAGCUGCUUCAUUUCAAAACUAGCUCAGAGAUCCUGUUUUAAAGACAUUUACGUACCUGGGAUCGUAUUUGCUGUGUAUUUUUCUGUGGAUUUGCAAAGUGACAUUUAACUUGGGAUACGCAAACGAAACUGUUCUUUUAUAAAAUCGAUGGGUAUAUUUUUUAUUCUUCUGUUUAUUUAUUCCUAUUUGAAUUGACAAAGACUUCAUAAUAUUUAAACGUUACUUUUGCUGGGGUGGAAGAUAUCUUAAACAGCAGACUUUAUUUUAAAGUACGAUGGAUCUGUUUUGAGGAUUUACCCGGCGCUCUGAAGGAGUACGUUUUAGGAGCGAGCAUUUCAACUUUAUGCAGGUCAGCUGUACUAAUUAAUGAGCCAAAUUCAAAAACAACAUUUGGAAUUAUUUCUAUGAAAUAAAAAGAACAAAACUUUCACUUUUAAAAAGAGGAAAGGGAAUCAACGUAGUACUUGGAGCCAAAGAGAGACGCUGCUUUGACUUCCCUGUUAUGUUCCAUACCUGAUCUGGACAGUCAGUUCUUAUUGUGUUUUCCAGCUAAAGUGCCUAGGAUGAGUGGAGUUGCUUUUGUGUCUCUGCGGCUGGCUGUGUCCUGGCCAGCACUGUUCUUGGCAUGGACCUCUGCCACAUCUUCUUCUUUGCCUUCAGGAUCCACAGCCAACACUUGCACUACUUUGGUACAAGGAGAGUUUUUUGGCUACUUCUCUUCAUCUUCUGUCUUCCCUGCUACGAACAAUGGUGGCUUAGCUUCCCAUUGUUCCUGGAUCAUCCAGAACCCUGACCCACGGCGCUACACUCUUUUCAUGAAGGUUUCUAAGCCCACCACUGCUUGCGAUCCUCGGCUGGUCAGAACUUUUCAGUUUGAUUCCUUUCUAGAGACAACCCGCACCUACUUGGGAAUGGAGAGUUUUGAUGAAGUCCUCAAGCUCUGUGACAUAUCAACAAGGUAUGCUUUCCUGCAGUCUGGCAAACAGUUUCUGCAGAUGAAGAAAGUCCUGCCAAGGGAUGGUUCCUCUUUGAGCAUUGAAGGAGACGGCGAGUUCUCAGCUGAAUACUUGGUGGUGGGUAACAGAAAUCCCAGCAUGCCAGCCUGCCAGAUUCUUUGUAAAUGGGUAGAGAGCUGCCUGGCUUCCAGCACUGCGUCUCGACCCUGUGGCAUCAUGCAGACACCCUGUCAGUGCUGGGACAGUCCCGUGAAGAAACAGGAUGGUUGCAUUCGGGGAGGUAUCUUUCUGGAGAAUUGCAUUCCCAGUUUAAAAGAGAGCAACAGGGAUGCCGAGAUCGUGGGUGGCUGGAGCGUAUGGUCCAAAUGGGAAGAGUGCAACAGGGACUGUGGUGGAGGGGUGCAAACUCGCAGCCGUGUCUGUCAAGCUUCUCCCAAAGAAGGUUUCCUCUGUGAGGGGACGGUGGAGGAAGGCCAGCCCUGCAAUUUGCACCCAUGUACACCCAAGGGGCAUUACAACUCCCGAAGCCAGUCGCUGCGUUCUGUUGACAGCCGAAAGCGGGAUGAGCUGGAGGAGGUGCAGCGCUUUGGAUACCUUUCCCCUCAAACAGUGGACCCAGCAGCAGAAGAGUGGUCCCCCUGGAGCGUUUGCUCCACCACCUGUGGCGAGGGCUGGCAGACUCGAACACGCUUCUGUGUCUCGUCUUCUUAUAGCACCCAGUGCAGUGGGCCCCUGCGGGAGCAGCGGCAGUGCAACAAUUCUGCUGUCUGUCCAGCUGCUCUGAUUGCAGUGCAUGGGGCCUGGGACGAAUGGUCACCCUGGAGCUUGUGUUCUUCAACCUGUGGGCGGGGCUACAGAGACCGUACCCGCACCUGCAAGCCACCACAGUUUGGGGGCAACUCCUGUGAUGGACCUGAGAAGCAAACCAAGUUCUGCAACAUCGCUUUGUGUCCAGUUGAUGGAAAUUGGAACGAGUGGUCAAGUUGGAGUUCAUGCUCAGCCUCCUGUUCAAAUGGCACACAGCAAAGGAUCCGAGAAUGUAAUGGGCCUUCCUAUGGGGGUGCUGAGUGCCAGGGCCACUGGGUAGAGACCAGAGAUUGUUUUCUUCGCCAAUGUCCAGUGGAUGGGAAAUGGCAACUCUGGAGCUCAUGGGGGAGCUGUUCCAAGACUUGUGAUGGUGGCCAGCAGCAGAGGCAAAGGGUUUGCUAUGGACCUUUCUUUGGUGGAGAACCAUGUCCAGGUCCUCGGGAUGAGCUGAGACUUUGCAAUGAGAAGCGUUGUCCAGAACCACAUGAGAUCUGCGAGGAGGAGAAUUAUGCCAAGGUGGUGUGGAAAAGAACAGCAUUUGGAGAAGUGGCUGUUGUGCGCUGCCCGCUCAAUGCCUCAGGUCUGAUUCUCCGAAAGUGCACCCUGGAUGAUGAUGGUGUAGCCUACUGGGAGCCACCCACCUACAUGAAGUGCGUCUCAAACGACUACAGAAAUAUUCAGAUCAUGACAAGGGAACAUCUCUCAAAGGCUCAGAGGGGUCUGGUGGGAGAUGGAGUGUCUGAAGUUAUCAGAAACCUGAAGGAGAUUUCUCAAGAUGGAACCAGUUACAGUGGAGACCUCCUGGCCACAAUGGAUGUCCUCAAAAACCUGACAGAGAUCUUUAGAAAAGCUUACUAUAGCCCCAAUGCAGGGGACCUUGAGAACUUUGUGAAGAUUAUUAGCAAUUUACUGUCCGAAGAGAACCGUGAUCGAUGGGAGGAGGCACAACUAUUGGGCCCUAAUGUGAAGGAACUUUUCCGUCUCGUGGAAGAUUUCAUUGAUGUCGUUGGAUUUCGAACGAAGGGUUUCCAAGAUUCUUAUCAAGUUACAGAAAAUUUAGUGCUAAGUAUCCAUAAGCGGUCGGCAAAUGGCGCUACUGACAUCAGCUUCCCGAUGAAAGGCUGGCGAGGGAUGGUGGACUGGGCAAGGAACUCCGAGGACAAAGUCACAGUGUCCAAGAGCAUUUUCUCCACAGGGGCGCCAGAGGCAGACGACACCUCAAUUUACGUGGUUGGUAUUGUUUUGUACAAGAACCUAGGAGGCAUUCUUGCUUUGCAAAGAAACAGCACAAUUCUAAACUCAAAGGUUGUCACAGUGACUGUCAAGCCAACUCCAAGCAGCCUGCCUAUUCCUCUGGAGAUCGAGUUUUCCCAUCUUUAUAAUGGUACCACAAACUACACCUGUAUUUCCUGGGAUGAAUCAGAGGUCAGCUCGCCGCUCGGAGCCUGGUCGACCAGAGGUUGCAGAGCAGUGCCGCUCACUUCGUUCCGGACCAAAUGUAUCUGUGACAGACUCUCCACCUUCGCCAUUUUAGCACGGCUCAACCCUGACACGAUCAUGGACAAGGUGUUGCUGCCUUCUGUUACCCUAAUUGUUGGCUGUGGAGUUUCAUCUCUCACUCUACUACUUCUUAUUAUCAUUUAUGUUUCUGUGUGGAGGUACAUCCGGUCUGAACGUUCUGUUAUUCUCAUCAACUUCUGCCUAUCGAUUAUUUCUUCCAAUGCCUUAAUUCUUAUUGGACAAACCCAGACUAGGAACAAGGUGGUCUGUACUUUGGUGGCAGCCUUUCUGCAUUUCUUCUUCUUGUCCUCAUUUUGCUGGGUACUGACUGAGGCAUGGCAGUCAUACAUGGCAGUCACAGGCAGACUGCGAAACCGCAUUAUCAGAAAACGCUUUUUGUGCCUUGGCUGGGGUUUGCCUGCUCUUGUAGUUGCAGUGUCAGUGGGCUUUACCAAGGCUAAAGGUUACGGAACAAUGAACUAUUGUUGGCUAUCUUUGGAAGGUGGUCUGCUCUAUGCCUUUGUGGGACCAGCAGCUGCAGUUGUUUUGGUGAACAUGGUUAUUGGAAUUCUGGUUUUUAACAAACUUGUUUCCAAAGAUGGAAUAACUGAUAAGAAACUGAAGGAGCGGGCAGGUCAGAUGACAGUCCCUCUGUACAGUAUGACGCUCAAAUGUACCAGGUGCGGAGUAGUCUCAUCAGCUGAUGCGCCCUCCACAGCCACCAGUAAUGCCAUGGCCUCACUGUGGAGCUCUUGCGUGGUCCUGCCACUGCUCGCACUAACCUGGAUGUCAGCAGUGUUAGCCAUCACUGAUCGUCGCUCUGCACUAUUCCAGAUCCUGUUUGCUGUCUUCGAUUCUCUUGAAGGAUUUGUAAUUGUCAUGGUUCACUGCAUCCUGAGGCGAGAGGUGCAAGAUGCAGUAAAAUGCAGAGUAGUGGACCGCCAAGAGGAGGGAAAUGGAGACUCUGGUGGAUCAUUUCAAAAUGGACAUGCCCAGCUUAUGACUGACUUUGAAAAGGAUGUUGACAUAGCAUGCAGAUCAGUUCUGAACAAGGACGUCUUCUCAUGCCGAUCAAACUCCAUCAUAGGCACCCUCAAGCGGUCUUCUCUGCAAGGAGAUGAGAAAAUAACAGCACAACAGCUCAGUCACCAAAAGGGGUCAAAUUUCAACAGCCUCCCUGCCAACAUGACCAAGAUGCAUCUGCAAAAUAUGACAGAUUAUGCCAGCCAUACACUAACUCUGAAAAAAGACAAGAAUAGUGGUGAAAUGCCAUCUGCCAAGUCUAUCUAUGUAUGUGAUGGUGACCUCUUUAAGCAGCUUGAUGUUGACAUGGCUAGAAAGCAGUUGGACAGUUCUGCACCUGAGAACAGCAACUAUGUACUAAUGCCUAAUAACACUUCCACACUGCGAGCCAAACCCAAAGAAGAUCCAGCUAAGUUCAAUAUUAGCAUUGACCAGCUCCCUCAAACUAGACUGAUCCACUUGAAUACAUCUGCUGGGGAGCAAGUGGCUGGCUUUGGGCUGAAGACCUUGCCAACAGAUCGCAUUAGUGUGUCUUGCUCUGAAAGAGAUUCUCCUGUGCAAAAUGUCCAGAAUAUAUCCAGUGAGUCACAGAUGACCAACAGUUGUGAUGCUGCAGACUCUGGGAAUUCAGGAAUGAUGUCAAAGAGCGAGACUGUCUCCACACUUUCCAUGAGCUCUUUAGAGAGGCGAAAGUCACGGUAUGCUGAAUUAGAUUUUGAGAAAAUUAUGCAUACUAGGAAACGCCACCAAGACAUGUUCCAAGACUUGAACAGGAAACUCCAGCAUUCAGAGAAAGAGAGAGAAUCGCCUCCUGUGGAUGGCAAGUCUGUAAAACGAUGGAGUGUUUCUUCAGGAGGAAGCGACAAGACCAACCACAGUCAAGAGAAACAGCAAACACCGAAUAAACGAGCCUGGGAAGGCAUUCGGAAGACACAUUCUCCUCCAUCAUGGGUUCGCAAGGACCUUGAGACUUUACAGGCGUCUCCACUGGAGAUGAAAUCAGUGGAAUGGGAAAAGGCUGUGGCCACUCUUCCCCUUGUUGGCCAAGAAAUCAUAGAUCUGCAGACUGAAGUCUGACCCGUGGCAACUCUCAGAAGAAUUUUCUGUUCUUAUGAUUUUGCUUUUCUUUAAAAAGAAAGUUGCCUUUGAAAUUACGGCUCCAAUAGUGAUACUGUUUCAUAGCGGGAGAUGUGUUUUUGUACAAGAGAAGGAUCUACUCUCUCUUUUGGCUUGGAAAUGUGACAGCUCUGCUAUAGGAAUUGUCUGAAACAGAUCUCUUUGAGAGAAGAAAGCAGAUGAGAUACCUUCCAAGGUUCCACUACUUUUAUGUAUGACCUGUUAACUUCAGUGCUUGUUGAAAAUGUGAAUAAGUCAGUCUAUUAUCAACAGAGCCAAAAUGAGAAAGAGGAGAAGCUUUGGCAGAAGAGCACUGGUAGCCCAGUAGACUCAGGCUCUCUGGGACUGAAGCAGCAGCAGUAGCAACAAGUGGCAGCCACAUAUAACAUGCCUUCACUCUCAGUCAAGACGUACAGCCAAAGGUACGCACUGUCUUGUGACUUGUGAUUGGAUAUUAACUUUGGAGGUAAACCAUAAUUUCAGAUUUACCAGGCAGCUGAAGCCCCCUACUUUCCAUCACCAGUGGAUCAUUGCCACAGAGAACCCAGCCCAGGAUUGGCCCCUCACCCUUACUGACUGGAUAAUAAAUGGCUUCAGUUUGGCCAACAGUAAAUAUAUGGACAAACACCUUGCAUGAAGAAACAGAUCUCAGAGAGAAACUGUAAGAGUGGCUAGUUACCUCCAGUUACUCACAUGAUACAAGAGCAGAAGAAACAACCCGGAGAACAGGCACAGUCUGUCAUAACAAGAUGGGUGAAGUUCAUAACUUCCUCUGCCUAAGGAUGGUCUUUAGAGCCACUAGAAGCCAUAAGCCAAUGUAAGUCAAGAGUAUUGUUCCCAUUACUUUCAGAUUGCUUCAGAAAAAGUCAGUGUAGGUCAGGGGCAGAAACCUGGAAGGCCAGUUAUUUUCCACUUGGUGAAUGGGAAUGGUACAAACAAACAGACUGUUACCUAAUCUUUGCCACUUCAGCUCAAGACUGGAUCUUGCGAAUCACCUGCAAGGCACAAAUGGACACAGGGAAGCCAAAUACUCAGCCUUCUUGCAGUGUGUCCUGUGCAGUGGCUUUGAGGUCCUCACACCUCUAGAAAUGAACUAUAACAACCUUUCACUAAUAGACUGAGAAAUAGAAUUAUAGAAAUAUAUAUAUAUAUAUAUAUAUAUAUAUAUAUAUAUAUAUAUAUAUAUAUAUAUAUAUAUAUAUAUAUAUAUUUCAAAGAGUCUUAUUGGAAUCAAGUGAAAAGAUUUGAUCUGUUGGUUGCUUGAUAUACAAGCAUAUUGCAUUCAUAAUUUUAAUAAUAAUGGCAUAUUUUUGUCAUGUUGUGUAUUAUAGAAAAUGAAGUUUUAAAAAUUUCCAAAUGGUAGACAGAACAAAAUAAAUACUUAUAUAUAAAUAUAUAAAAACUGUGAUAAAUUUGUCAGAGUUUUGUUUGCACAUGAAUGAAAGCACAAGGCCCCCAGGUGCCCUGUUGUACAUUAUUGUAAUUACAGAAUCACACAGAAUGAAUUUUAUCUGAUAAAUAUCUUUAUACUGUGCUGCAGGUUAUUAUUUUUUUGUUAGUUUUUGUUUUCAUUUUUUUUUUCAAUUUUGCUUAUUUCUUGUAAACACUGUAAUAAUGUGAGUUUUAUUAUCAGUGUCAACAUAUUCUCUUCUACCUUUCCAACUUGAACACCUGAGUUCAUCUGAAUUUUUUCAUCUAUUUUUUAUUUCUUUGUUGGUUUGUGUACAAUUUUCAGAGCACAAGAUGAAUGUGUCAUUUCUAAUAAAACAAAAUUCUAUAAAUUAA
Messenger RNA from Erpetoichthys calabaricus (reedfish), 7439 nucleotides. It is a transcript of the gene adgrb1a, whose product is annotated as adhesion G protein-coupled receptor B1a. Gene Ontology annotation, biological process: negative regulation of angiogenesis; G protein-coupled receptor signaling pathway; cell surface receptor signaling pathway. The record is from RefSeq and is a predicted model, not a curated record. Bases 816 to 5615 code for a protein of 1599 amino acids. NCBI's taxonomy places the organism in Eukaryota, Metazoa, Chordata, Cladistia, Polypteriformes, Polypteridae. Gene Ontology annotation, molecular function: G protein-coupled receptor activity. Gene Ontology annotation, cellular component: plasma membrane. The transcript is spliced from 33 exons.